Planococcus citri (citrus mealybug) is the source of this 1046-nucleotide messenger RNA. RefSeq names its product GNAT family N-acetyltransferase vnc (gene vnc). Gene Ontology annotation, biological process: N-terminal protein amino acid acetylation. Gene Ontology annotation, cellular component: NatA complex. Gene Ontology annotation, molecular function: protein-N-terminal-glutamate acetyltransferase activity; protein N-terminal-serine acetyltransferase activity. The transcript has 4 exons. The record is from RefSeq and is a predicted model, not a curated record. The coding region runs from base 413 to 970 and encodes 185 amino acids. NCBI's taxonomy places the organism in Eukaryota, Metazoa, Arthropoda, Insecta, Hemiptera, Pseudococcidae.
CUGUUGGAACGCUAGCUCCGAACUGUUUCUGUUUUUCAAUUAAUUUUUUUGUAACGUCAACGAGGCAAACACUUUGUUAUUUCGUGAUAAGAUUGAGAUAACUCCAUGUGGAACCCUGAAAAAUUGAGGAAGAAUUUUCAAAAUUCUCGUUCGAGGUAUCCCAAGUCAGCCGUUUCAGUAUGUUAAGUUAUGAACUUUACUGAACUUGCAUUGGCUAUUAUAUCAUUCUUCUGUUUCCUGGUUACUGUUUUGAUCCUUGUGAUAAUUGGUUGGUAUUUUGUUUGGGUAUUGUUCUUAUCACGAUUCCGUUUCGUUCGAGAGUUGUUGGGUGGAAUGACAGAUUCUCCCAGUAACGAGAGCAGAACAAUUAAAAGCAGAAACUUCCGAAAAGAUUGAAAAUCAAACAUACACCAUGAAUAUCCGCUGUGCCCGUCCGAACGACUUGAUGAAUAUGCAGCAUUGCAACUUGCUUUGCUUGCCUGAAAAUUACCAAAUGAAAUAUUAUUUUUAUCAUGGUCUAUCUUGGCCUCAACUCAGUUACGUUGCCGAAGACGAUAAAGGUCGAAUAGUAGGCUAUGUUCUUGCUAAAAUGGAAGAAGACAGCGAAGACAAUCCACACGGACAUAUUACAUCGUUGGCAGUAAAAAGAUCGUAUAGACGUUUGGGACUUGCUCAAAAACUAAUGGAACAAGCAGCUAGAGCGAUGGUUGAAUGUUUUCAGGCUAAAUACGUUUCGUUACAUGUCCGUAAGAGUAAUAGAGCUGCUUUAAAUUUAUACAUGAAUACUUUACGUUUCACUGUAUCGGAAAUCGAGCCAAAGUACUACGCUGAUGGAGAAGACGCGUACGCUAUGCGUAGAGAACUGAAAUCAUUCGAAGAGGGUUCGUCGACCGAACCGACCAAGUCUGAGCAAGAGAACAAAUCCACUUCCAGCGUUGUAGGAUCUGAAGUCGAACCAAAUGGUUAUUAAUGUAUAAAGUAUCCUUAUCUGUUUAAUUAUGCUUCAUAUUCUUUCCUUUAAAAUAUAUACAUGUAAACAAGCAGUA